GGGUUCCAGUCCUGUUCGGGCGGAGCGGGACAUGAGUCCUCAGGAUGAGAAGCAGCAUCGGAAAAGUACGCCGAGGAGAUCUUCGCAAGUCCCCCGAGAAGACUUCGAAGCCCCUUCCUCUCCUCCUUUCAAGCCCCUCUGCCCUGCCAAACCCUCCCCCAGUUUCCUGGAGCUUCCAUCCACUCAGUGGAGACCCAGCCCGGGCCUGUCGUACACCCAAGCAGCUAGGAUUGGAAAAGGAAAGCGACAUUUCUCGCCUGACCAUCAGCCCCAGGAAUGCUUCGGCCUCCUGGAAUGCAUGCACAACAACAUCCAGACGCAAACGCAGAUUGCUCAGGCCCAGCUGUCCCUCCUGGAAGACAUGCGCGAAUCCAUGAACAUCCUCCUUUCCCGGCAGGAGAGGCAAAACCCAGAGCUGGCGAGGCAGCCGGAGCAGCGCCCCCCGAGGGGCUCGUCUUCCUCUCCCCGCCCCAUCAGCUAGCAGCG
This is a messenger RNA of Elgaria multicarinata webbii, 486 nucleotides long. RefSeq names its product TSSK6 activating cochaperone (gene TSACC). NCBI's taxonomy places the organism in Eukaryota, Metazoa, Chordata, Lepidosauria, Squamata, Anguidae. The transcript has 4 exons. Bases 32 to 481 code for a protein of 149 amino acids. The record is from RefSeq and is a predicted model, not a curated record. Gene Ontology annotation, molecular function: protein-folding chaperone binding. Gene Ontology annotation, cellular component: cytoplasm.